AUGAACGACGAUGAAUUCGAUCAAGUACCUCAAAUUUUAUUUCAAGAUGUUCCAUCUGUCAAGUACAUCCGUUUUGUUGAAGCUCUCAUUCCGGUGACGAACGAUACACGCGCUGUAGUAUGUGGUGCUGACUCUACAAAAGUUGCCGUUGUCGCCGCUCGAGUUGGCAAUGGUCGAUGCUUGAUAUUUGGAAAUAAACGUUAUUCUGAUUUUUUUCUUGCUAACGACCCUCAAGAUCAACGUUUCAUUGAAAAUUGUCGUCGAUGGUUGUCUCAAGGAAAAGAAGCACAAUUUGAAUCGAUUGAUGAUAUAGAGUCGAUGGACAGUGUCAAAGAAAAAGGAACAAUUCUUCUUUGGAAUGGGCAUCACUUUAAAAGCGACACAUUCAUGAACGAUUUGAGUGCAUUUUUAAAAGAAGGUGGAGCUCUGAUUUGUGGAGCAGGUGCCUGGAGUUGGCUAUACUUCAAUAGUGGCAAAUCUCUUUCGGAUUUCAUAACUGGUCGUUUUUGUGAUUCUAUUGGUGUCAAAGUGACCGGUAAUUUGGCUGGUUGUGACGAUCCGAUUCCAUUUAAACCUGAAUUGGUCAAAUAUAAAAAUGUUUAUAAUGUUGUUCAGGCACUGGCGAGCGAACCGAAUAAUGCCGAAUAUUUAGCUAUCGUCGGAUCGGCAAUUAAGGAACUAGGCAAUACGUUGCCUGAUUUAUCGAUUGAAACUCUACAAAAUAUGGUUCUGAAUGCUGGAAGCGAUGUUAUCCCAACAAAAACAUCUCCGAUUAAAAAUAAAUCAUGUCGACAGCGGUCGAUCGGUCUGUGCGGUAUUUUGUGUGGAUUAUCUGAUACAAAAGCUCCUGGUAUAAAUGAAUUUCCGGGUGAUUUUGAUAAUCCACUGUCGAUUGAAACAGAUGUCACGGUCAAUAUUCAGUCCAAGGCAGUCAACGAAUGGUAUUGUACAGGGUACUAUGUGGCUCCGGGUACUACCAUACAAAUUGACGUUUCCGAACCAGUUGGUGCAACUGGAUGGUCCGCCCGAAUUGGUUGUCACAGCGAUGAUCUCGGAAAUUGCGAUCAAUUACGCCGAUGGCCAUGUAUUUCUAUGUGCAAACUGCUGUCUGUUACUACAGUCGAAAUGAGUUCGGCUUUUGGUGGUCUUCUCUUUCUUGAGAGUCCUGCUGUUGAAUUGAAUUCCAUUAGUGUUAGCAUAAAGAAUGUUGUUCUAACACCUGCCUACGAUAUUAUGGAUCCCAAUCGAGAUAAACAUUGGGACGAUCUACGUGUUCGCGCACAGGGCAUAUGGGCAGACAUAGCUGGUCAAUAUAUUGUUUUCAAUCUGCCUUCGCAAAGUGUACGUGAUUUAAACAGUGCUCAAUUAGAUCGAGCUCUUCGUUUUUGGGAUACUGUAGUACUGACUCACCAUGACUUGAGAGGUACUACACCGGUACGUCGAGAACGCAUCGUAUGCGAUGAACAACCAGUAACUGGCUACAUGCAUGCUGGCUAUCCGAUUGUCACUCAUUUGGAUAUAACUGACCCAAAAUCUGAAUAUUUCUUACUGAAUAGUGAUAUUUUAGAAAAGAAAGGCUUUUGGGGUGUUUUCCACGAAAUUGGUCAUAAUAUGCAGCGCGACUGGUGGACUUUCAGUUUUGCGGUUGAAGUCACCGUGAAUAUUUUCUCUUUACACGCCAUGGAUGUUAUUUGUUCAUGGAUUGGUGGAAAAUUAUCACGAUACAAAGAUUGUUGA
Rotaria sp. Silwood1 is the source of this 1737-nucleotide messenger RNA. The record is from the annotation of a GenBank genome assembly. NCBI's taxonomy places the organism in Eukaryota, Metazoa, Rotifera, Eurotatoria, Philodinida, Philodinidae.